Molecule: messenger RNA, 721 nt
Organism: Rosa rugosa (rugosa rose)
Lineage: Eukaryota; Viridiplantae; Streptophyta; Magnoliopsida; Rosales; Rosaceae
Product: tobamovirus multiplication protein 2B
Exons: 6
Coding region: 1-501 (166 amino acids)
Source: RefSeq, a predicted model, not a curated record
AUGGAUAUAAAUCUAGGACUUUUCUGUGAUUUAAAUCUAUGUUAUAUUUUCUAUUUUGGCCAAAAAUCCGACACUCGACACAGGUGGAGAAGAAUGGCGAGCUCAACCUCCGGUGGAAGAAGCAGCAGCAGCAGCAGCAGAGAGAACACGGCGAAAAACAUGGUCUCCGAUCAGAUUUCUCAGGCCGUACUAUCCACUUCCAACCUCCUCCACCUCAUGCAGCAGUCCUCGCCUUCCCAGGCCCAACUGAUAAAGCUUCCAAAGAACCUUUUGCUCAAAUCAUCUACAAUCAAGAAUACUGGACAUUUAUUGGAGCAGAUGCCUCGAGUCAUUUCAUCUCUGGAUGCACAUAUGGAAACUGGGUUGCAAAGUCUGCCUCAUCUGCAAACUGUAAUCCAACUACUUGCAAAUAUGGAAAGCUGCCAACUCAGUUCUCUCUCACAAGCUCAUGUCCUUCAAGAGGAACAUGAGGGAGAAAACCAACCUUCAAAUGUGGAGUAACAAUAUGCACUGCGCAGCACUUAUUGAAGAUUGUAUUGACAAGCUAACAUAAUGCUGGUCAAAUGACACCUUCGGAGUUCUUGUUCAGGAUAAUCAGAGUAAAUUAUAUGUGAUCCCAAUGUACAUAAACACAUUAUAAGAUAAUGUCAGUAGAUUGAAUAAAUGAAGUUAUUCUUUCUGUUUUUUACAAUAAUGGAAAGAAACUGUGUUGCUUGACCAA